Messenger RNA from Durusdinium trenchii, 681 nucleotides. NCBI's taxonomy places the organism in Eukaryota, Dinophyceae, Suessiales, Symbiodiniaceae. The record is from the annotation of a GenBank genome assembly.
AUGACCCCUCAGUAUGGCGACCCUUUUAAUAUGUCAGUGCUGGAACUUCGUGCUGUCCUGCGGAUGCAUGGCUUCUCCCAAGCUGGCUUGCAAAGAGAUUUGGCAAGGCGAGCCUUCGAUAACAACUUGGUGAAUUGGAGGCCCAGACCCCGGCCGACGUGUGACAGCCCUGAGCCGAAGCGGAAGCCGCGGAAGCCGCUCAAGCGAGAGACCCCAGUGUGGCUCCGCUCGGACGCCUGCCUUGCUGCUCCGCGUCCACGUGCUUUGAGCGAUUUGCCCCCUGCGUUUCGUGGCAGCGCUCGGUCAGCCGAUGGCUACUUGUUGGAUGAAGAUGCAGCAGAUACAGCCACCCAGGACUGGUCGACAGACGCGCACGAAAUGCGGCCUACGAACAGGACGAGAUUGUAUUUGAUGGAGAAGAGUGUUAAGAAGGGGAUGCCUGAGAAGAGAAACAAGAUCAAGGAACAGAUCCAGAAAGACAAGAGCAAGAAUGAUGACAAGAAGUGGAAAAAGAAAGAAGAGAAGAGAAGGAAGGACAAGAAAGACAAGAAGAGCAAGAAGGACAAGAAAGACAAGAAUGACAAGAAAGACAAGAAGGACAAGAAGCGGAAGAAAGUCGAGAAAGCCAAACAUGAUUCACAUGAUGGUCGACCAGACAAGAAGCGCAGAAGAUCUAUCUAG